Messenger RNA from Perkinsus marinus ATCC 50983, 3537 nucleotides. RefSeq lists its product as hypothetical. Bases 1 to 3537 code for a protein of 1178 amino acids. Lineage: Eukaryota; Perkinsozoa; Perkinsida; Perkinsidae. The record is from RefSeq and is a predicted model, not a curated record. Gene Ontology annotation, molecular function: RNA-DNA hybrid ribonuclease activity; nucleic acid binding. The transcript is spliced from 6 exons.
AUGACAGCAUCAGACAGCGACACCGUCAAUACUCGUCCACGCCGCAAGAAGAACUUCGUCGGAGCGCCAGCCUCCGGCACUGCUCCAGCUGCAUCAUCAAGCACUCCGUCAAUUUUGACAUCAGCCGAGGUGAAUGCCUCGGUAAGCCCAGCGAGGUCUUGGGCAUCGUAUUCCGAGGAUGAAGAUGACUUCCCCAACGAGGGUAGUCAAGCUCGCCCAGUUCUCGGUCGCGAGGCUCGAGAUAGAAAUUCUGCAGUCAGAGAAGCCCAAGAAGAGCAAGAACCAUCUUAUACGGAUUGCAUGGACACCAUCAAUGCUACCAUAGCAAAAGUCAAGAACAAGGCGAAUCGGACGCUAAACAACGGCGAAGAACAGGCCAUAUUUUCGGCCUUUCAGCAUAUGAACAAGCUCUACAUAAGGGUUUUGGAGGAGAAUCGUAAGCUGAGGAAAAGAAUUGAUGACCACCGCUGCGAACAGGGGGGUCACCCUGGACCAACCAGGGUUGUCGAGCGCAUGGCCCCACUCCCAAAGCCCACCUACAGGGAGGCCCUUCAAGGUGUCGCUAGCAACACCGAGAAGAUGGCUGACCAACCGGUAGUGUACAUAUCCAUGACUGAAGAAGAGGACAAGACCGGCAAAAUAAAGGAGAUCAAGACACACAUAGCCGGUAGUAAGGUCGAGAAAAUUUUCUCCACUAAGAAAGGAGUGGCUAUUCGCUGCCACUCGGAUGAGGAUGCAGGGGCGGUCAUCACGUCCUUACAGACGAAAGGACUCCAAGGAAAUCGCAAACCACCUCUUCUCCCAGAGGUCUGGUUGUCCUACGGUACCGAGGAUAUACGGGAGAAUGAUUCUAGUCGCUCGUCUAUUGAGGCUACAGAGGUUGUUGGAAGGCUGCUCGAUGCUCUUGAGAGCACUACACUCGGCAACGCUAAGGUGGUUAUUGGUAUGGACUCCAACGCACACCAUAAAUCAUGGGGAAUAAUGCCACAUGCUGUGGGAGGGAAUACCCAAGCGAAGACCCGCGGUCGUGCCCUACACGACUUCAUUACUGAAAGGUCCCUGGUGCUGAGAAAUAUCCGCUCUGAUCCCCUCACCCCCACCUUCAUAUCUCGGAAGACGGACUUGGAGAGCUCGGAUUAUCCUCAUCAUCGCACCGACUGGAAGAAAUACAAAGAAGCUACGAGCCGGAUGCUUGAUUCAUCGUGGGCUUACCCUCCCCCAGGGACACGUCCCGAGGUGGCAGUAGCUACACUCCUCGAGCAUAUAACAUUGGGCUUGGUGGAAGCUGCCCAGGCGGCCACCCCGAAAAAGGCCUCCAGGAUGGACACUGAGAGAGACACAGGAGGGAGAAAGCGGCGCCAAGGAGCGAAGCCAAGAAACUGCUGGUGGGACGCAGAGUUGAGGGAAGUGAGAAGGAAAUUGAACCAGGUUAAGAGAUCUCCUCGGGCAACCAGGGACGAUAUCGUAGCGGCACGCAGACAGUAUAAGGCACUACUCAGAUCGAAGAAGACUAGAGCCUACCAUGACUUCCUAGACUCCCUGGGAAAUGCCGAGUCCGCUGAAGAAGUCUACAAGCGUAUCAAGACUAAGAACACGACGAGCUGUCUGGUCCUACUAGCAGGGGAUGCAUGCCCGGCCAGCACAUGCUCGCGCCUCGCAGACCAGUACAUCGGAGGCACCCCGGCAACCCCCAGGAAUAUGGUGCAGACAGAGUACAGGUUAACCAGGUCUCCAGACCCUCAUGACAACUCUACCUUCCUCCAUGAUGGCGUUGUAUCUCCAAUAUCCGCUGAUGAGAUUGAGCGUUCUUUGCAAGCAGCACAGAUUGACGUCAAGAGUGCGUUCUGCCAAGUGGGACACGAAGCAAUUGUGGAGGGACUGAGGAAGGCUGGGGCACCCAAAGAGAUACUUGCCUUUGCGGAUGAUGUCACUGUAAUGGUAGCCUUCAAACGCAAGGUCAAAAUCCCGGUCGUAACGAUCCGUGGUAUUUGUGAAGCAAGUCUUCGAGACGCCCUCCGGCCUACGAAGCUGGAGAUGGAUCCAGCCAAAUCUCAGUCCCUUUCCAGUAUGGGUCUACAGUAUGAGAGGAAUAGCAUAGAGAUGAAGAUGUUAGGAGUGUGGAUUACUCGCAGCGGUUCGUGGAAGAAGCACAUCAUAGAGAGAGUAGACAAAGCCAAAAAGAUUGGAUUUGCCCUAGCAAGAUAUGCAAGAAGAUCCUUCGGGGUGAAGCCCUCUUGCAUAGUUGAUCUGUACCACAGGAUCAUGCUCCCAACGGUAGGCUUUUCCAUAGAACUUUGGGGUCCAGCUCUAGCAAACGCCAGCUACAAGCGUAUUGUUGACCAGCUAGGAAAUCUCGUAUUGCGGGUCGCUUUUCGUUUGGGGAAGAGCUUCCCACAGCAUCUGGCCAGAACCCUCGCUAGCCUCGAGCCGACAUCGGUGGCGCUCACAAACAUCGCGGUAGAGAGAUACCUGCAUAAAGAAACCCGACUAGGGCCAGGGAACAACGUGUUGCAGAGGAAAUGGGAGGAAGAGCUACGGGCACGAGGUCUAAACUUGAGCGCCAGGUACGAGCGAGUGGGUAGUAUUAGGGCCCAUGACAUGGGAGGAGCGGAGGUGAUCAUAAAAGAGAAAAGUGAGGCUAUAAAGCUCGAACAGUCUCUCAGAGAAGGGGUCAGGGUGUACACAGACGGAUCUCGCAAGGAUCCUGACGAAGCUGGAACCUGCUCAGUUGGUGCGGCAGCGAUUAUAUACAAACACAGCAAUAAAGAGGCCCAUCGUUUCCGGCUGCCACCUUUCGCAACCAUUUAUCAAGCGGAGCAAUAUGCUAUAAUUGGAGCGUUGGAAGCCCUCAAGAAAGACAAAGAGGUGGCAGACGGAAGUAGAGUUCUCUUUUUCUCGGACUGUAGGUCAGUGCUGCAACGCAUACUCGGGGGAGGAGGGGAUCACUGGUCAAACAGGAUCUUGGAGAUAGCAAGCUCUAUGAGAGUUGAGGGUAUCACCUGCUGCUUCAUAUGGAUCCCAUCGCACCAGCAAGACGGUACCAUUCCUGGGAAUGAGGAAGCCGAUCUUGAAGCAAACAGAGCGAGACUGUUGGAGCUGGAUGGCGUUGUUUCGGAUUUCCCGAUACCCAUCGCACAUACGAAAGGCUUGCUGAACAAUUACGCGAGAGCUCAGGUAGUCCGGGAGGCUGCGAGCAUCUCAAACCCAGAGCUCAGGGCUAUGCUGAGUUCCCGCAGACAACGGGGUAUUGUCGAGAGGCAGCUAAGAUCCUAUAAGGAUGGUAGUGUCCUCAACUUACUGGCGGGACAUUCGAAGAUCCUGCGUUCCUAUCUGGCCAAGAUUAAACCGGAUGCCUAUGAUCCCCUUUGUCAGACAUGCGGGGUCACGCACAACUUGGUUCAUGAGGAUCGGCCGCCGUGGUUUGUGGGUGGCCUGGGGUCUGUCUCUAUCACCUCGGCUCGCUUCCGAGACUUCAUAAAGUUCCUUGAAGUAAUCGUCAACAAAGCGGACUCGGACAAUUCUCAAAUAGCCUCAUAG